CUAGAAUGUUCCCGGACAUGUCUCUUCUCGGCCGAACCGACUCGUUCACGCCCUUCCUUUGUUCUUUCGUUCUUUCUUUCUUCCUUCUUACGCCCAGAAGUCUGCAGGCCUUCGAAUUGAUCUGAUCAUUCUCUGCGACUGGCUGCCGAGGCAAAGCGCGAUGGCUCUGAAUCCUCAACUGUUCCAGAACGGCAUACCCGUUCCAUUCGUCAACGAGAUGUUCGUCUUGGGCAGAGACGGUGUCGAGUUCGAGGUCGAUAAGAUUCCCGGAUCCCAAGGGGGCCGUGUGAAAGCAAAAGGAACUAUCUACUUGUCAAACGUACGGAUGGUCUUUGUUGCAAGCAAGCCAGUUGGGAGUUUCACCGCCUUCGACAUACCCCUGCUAUAUGUGCAUGGUGAGAAGUUCAAUCAACCAAUAUUUUUCUGCAACAACAUAUCUGGCUUUGUGGAGCCUGUGGUACCAGAUGACCAGCACAGGGCACUUUACUCCACUCAUGCGUUUAAGAUAUUGUUCAAGGAGGGUGGAUGUGGGACCUUUGUGCCGUUGUUCUUCAACUUGAUAUCCUCUGUGAGGCAAUACAAUCAGCAUGUUAACACUGAAAGUGCGCCGCGGGUGGAUCCUUUACAAGCAGCAGCAACUCCGGUUGAUGAGAUGAUGAGACAUGCAUACGUCGAUCCAAGUGACCCUACCAAGAUCUUCUUACAGCAGCCUACUCCGGAGUCACAGCUGAGGCGCCGUGCAUACCAUCCUCAGCCUGCUGAAAACUCCAUAUGAUUGGAGUUGGAUGUUUCCGGUACUAAACAAUGCUGGUGUUCUGUAUUUGGUUUCUUCUAUGUAACUGAAAAUUGUAUCAUACUAUGUUGGCGGUGAUACUUAUAAUAAGAAGCAUGUGUAAAGUUUGAAUAUA
Messenger RNA from Rhodamnia argentea, 908 nucleotides. RefSeq names its product UPF0664 stress-induced protein C29B12.11c. Gene Ontology annotation, molecular function: transcription coactivator activity; chromatin DNA binding. Gene Ontology annotation, cellular component: nucleus. Gene Ontology annotation, biological process: positive regulation of DNA-templated transcription. The transcript has 5 exons. NCBI's taxonomy places the organism in Eukaryota, Viridiplantae, Streptophyta, Magnoliopsida, Myrtales, Myrtaceae. The record is from RefSeq and is a predicted model, not a curated record. Bases 161 to 775 code for a protein of 204 amino acids.